This is a messenger RNA of Haliotis rufescens (red abalone), 5217 nucleotides long. Its product is annotated as nuclear factor of activated T-cells, cytoplasmic 1-like. Gene Ontology annotation, cellular component: transcription regulator complex. Gene Ontology annotation, molecular function: RNA polymerase II cis-regulatory region sequence-specific DNA binding; transcription factor binding; DNA-binding transcription factor activity, RNA polymerase II-specific. Lineage: Eukaryota; Metazoa; Mollusca; Gastropoda; Lepetellida; Haliotidae. The transcript has 16 exons. The record is from RefSeq and is a predicted model, not a curated record. Gene Ontology annotation, biological process: regulation of transcription by RNA polymerase II. Bases 353 to 3619 code for a protein of 1088 amino acids.
CGUAUUCAGAAACGACUAGACGAACAACAGCUCACAUGACCCUCCGCAAAAGGGAAAAGGAUUUUCAAUUGGACAAUUAAAAUUUGGAAAGACAGUAUUGGAUUUAAUCAUCCUGGAUUAAAGGAAUGUUAGUGGAACGUUUACAACAAUAGGAAAUUGUACAAAUGCAAAAUAAGAACCCUUUUCUCCCAAAACAAGUGAGAGGACCUCAUCAGCUGUUCAUGAUGCCCUACUUAGAGACUGAUAAGACUUGUCACAACUGCUGACCUCCACUUCACUGGUUAAUACUGGCUUUCUACUGACACAUCUGUGUGACACACGUGUGAAUACGAGAAAUAGCCACCAACUUUGUAUGACAAUGACACCUAUAUCGAACAGUGAAAUGCUUAAUCAGUUUCUGGAGGACCAAGUACAGAAUGGAAGUAUCAACCAAAGUGACAGCACCAGCAUCCCCACAAGCCUACCAUCACCCAUACAACAAGCCGCCCCCCAGGCUCUCCUCGAGCAGGACCUCAUCACAAACUUGCUGCAGCAAUCUAACGGUGACCAGAGGCCCCAGCAAAUCAACACCCAGGUCCUCAACUCACAUCCCACAAUCUGUGCAGAUUUACAAGAUGGAAGUCAGCUGUUCAGUAACCUAUUGAAGCCUCCUGAUACAAGUGCUCCUCCCAAUAACACUUCCAUACAGUCUGUCAAUCUCUCUGAACAGAGUAUAACGGAAGUGCUGCAGCAGAUGUUGUCCUCCAGCCAGCCCAAGAUGACCCAGGAGACGGGUCACACAGAAACUGUACCAAUGAUAGCCACCACUUUUUCUUGUACCAAUACCAGCAAUUCAGGCUUGUUAAAUAAUGUGUUUUCAACAGAAGCUGUUACCAUGGUGACAACAAACAGCAUCACAACUGGAACAUUCACGGUCAAUCCAACAACCUCUGUGCCAAUGACAAAUUCAUGUAUUAUAAAUGUACUUCCUAGUGAUGCUAAUUUGAUACCUGUGAAAAGUGAGCCUGUUCCACCAGGAGGCCAGGUUGCAUGUGAUUUCACUGUGAAAUCCUGUGAAGCUCCUCAUCCACCAUCAACUGAAACUGGGAACCAGAGUCAGCAGCCAACUAUUACUACUAGAAUGGUUAAUAAUGCAUCUUCAAACGACAUGAAAAUAGUUCCCAAUCCGAUGCCGGGGCAACAGCAACGUAUGGACCUUCCCGCUGACCUGGCGAACGUGAAACUACAAAUGUUCUCACCUGUCUCCUCCUUGCCAUCAGGUAAUAUAGGUCCGCAAUCUGUCCUUGAGUCCAUCACAAACAGACAAACCAAUACAGAGGCCCCGACGUCUGAUCCACCUGCCUCCUUCAGCCAGAGUCCUUUCACAGCCAGCUCCAACCUAGUCACGACUAACACCACAAACUUUCUCAAUGUGGAAAUCCCGGACCAGCAGCAAUCCACCAUUUCCAGUGAGAUUCGGGAGAUACUGAUGAUGGACACAAGUAAACAGGAUUUAUCGCUACAAAUGAACACUGGCCGAAGUGAGCAUUCGAUGCUGAGACAAAUGUUGACUAAUAACGAAGUUGACAAUAGUAGUCUGAGCCCAAGCCCUGUGUCGAGCCCUGAAGAAAAUGUCCCGGAAUCAGCUUCCUCAAUAUCAUCUCCCAAUAGCGUUUUCCAUGACCCUACCAGUCAGCUGACACUCAUCAACAGGUCUGCCGAACUGCAUCUACAAGAUGACGAUGCUGCCAAUGAUUUGUGGAAUACAGCAACUUUCAAGCAGGACCCUGUCGAAGCUGACGUCCCCAACAAAGUCCAGAAGUCCUCACACAACUCUGAUGCACACACAAGUCUACAGUCGGAGAUAUCGGUUGAGAAGUUGUUUGAUGCAGGAGGGGCAGAAUCCACGAUGAACUUUAAGUUUACCAAGUUUGGACAGGAAAACCAAGCUUUGUUUACUUUUGGUUCGAACACUCAGACUGUUAGCCCGAGUCCUGCAGACGCCAGGCCAGCUCAGCACCUCACUCCAGCACCGACAGAAACUGGUUCCCUCAAGUCUAUGGCCCCGCCUAUACAGAGGCCUCGCAAGGUGAAGGACACUGGGUUGGGGGCACAGUUCCCUGCUCGUACCCAGCAGUAUGAGUUGCGGAUAAUAUCGCAGCCGGAGGAGCAGCACCGAGCACGUUACCUGACCGAGGGCAGUCGUGGGGCAGUCAAGGACCGUUCCCAGCAGGCACAUCCUGUCAUAAAGCUUAUUGGCCACAGCGACAUUGUGAGUCUCCAGGUGUUUGUGGGUAAUGAGACUGGGAGGGUGAAGCCUCAUGGCUUCUACCAAGCCUGCAAAGUGUGUGGCAAGAACUCCACCCCCUCUAGGGAGAAGGAAAUAGAUGGCACUGUGGUUAUAGAAACGGAAAUGACACCAGCAAGUGAAAUGACAGUCAGUGUGGACUGUGUUGGCAUCCUUAAACUCCGUAAUGCGGAUGUGGAGAAGAGAAUUGGAGUUGCUAAAGCUCGGGCAAAGAAGAAAAACAGCACAAGGGCACGGCUGAUAUUCCGAGUUACCUUCCAAAAACCUGACGGCAACUUCCAGACACUUCAAGUGGCAUCAUCACCCAUCAUCUGCACCCAGCCAGUGGGUCAGCCUGAGAUCAGCCGGAUGAGUCUGGAAGAGGUGCCGACAACUGGAGGUCAGGACCUGUUCAUCAUCGGGAAGAACUUCCUGAAGGGCACCCAGGUGAAGUUCCAGGAGAUCUCUGUGGAGGAUGGCAAGACGCUGUGGGAGAGGGAGGCUGAAAUCGACCAAGAGUAUUUCCAACAGACACAUUUAAUCUGCAAGAUUCCUGAGUACCACCUGAAGAGCAUCUCGAAACCCAUCUUGGUGCAGAUCAUCAUCCACUGUCGAGGGAAGAUCAGUGACCCCCAGGAGUUCUAUUACAACCCAUUGCCGACCCAACAAGUGGAAGUUCCAAUGGAAACAGAUCAGAGUCAGAGCAAGAAUGCCUUGCCAUGUGUUUCACCAGUUGCUCUGGAGUUGAACCGACUGGUGGAAAGGACUCAGAGCACCCCAACUACCAACGCCAACCUGUUCCAACUACCCCCGGGGACUGUUGAUGGCAUCACCCCCAUUGCAGCUGUCCAGCAGGGGAUCCCCACCCAGGCAGUACAGCCCUUUGUCAAGCAGGAGAUGGUCACCACACCCAUGGAGACCUCGCAGCAGCAGCAGCAGCAGCAGCAACAACAGCAACAGCAACAGCAGCAGCAGCAACAACAGCAGCAGCUGCCACAACAGCAGCCACAGGUUGCCAACAGUGUGUUCAGCAAGACCCUGUUUGAGUUACUGAAUGCUUCAAACCAACAGGUUCCACAAACACUGCAGACAGGAGCGAGCCAGCCCAACUCUCAGAUCAUUCUUGUGAGUAACAAUGGCCAGCCAAACUCGGUCACUACAGAGGCGAACGUAGCCAACCAGCAGAUACAGGGCAUGAUGCAGUCCUCACCAAUGAUUGUCAUCCUCCCAGGAAACUCCAACAACACAGCAGCAGCAACAGCAGCUCAAAUACAGGCUCAGGCUACACUGAAUAAUGUACCAGUGGAGUCAAUCUUGAAGUCACUUCUUGGCCAUCAGGGAGGUCUGACAUAGAGACUAUCAAGGUUCCUGCACAGCUUGGCCCUCACGGACAUGACUGACCAACAAGUGACCAUUGUUUGGAGAAGUAUCCUGGUGAGGUGGGUCAGGGCAGUCCAUGCCACAGACUGUCUGUCGGGGCAACGCAGCUUUGUUGCAUAUUACAUAGAGGGCCUGGUACUGCCAGCUCUCUGUUCAUAGGCAGCUAUGUUUUCAGCAUUUCCUUUUAUUUGUAAUGUUAAGGGACCUUUGAGUUCAUGUUAGGGUUGUUGAAUGUGCGACUUCAUGUUUGUUAAUGCUUCAUCACCAAGUUUGUGACGACAUAACAAAGAAUGCUAACAAUGCAGUCAUGUGAACAUCUUGAUAUCAUAUCCCAUUGAAUGUUCAUAGUAGCUGGGAACAUUACCAAAAAUAAAUUUGUUCGUCAGUCAGCAGAAUGUAAUCUUUUUGGGGAUGUGAGAAUGGUGUAUUUUACCAGAGCUUGGUACUACAGUGUAACCGUUUCAUCACUGCCAAAGAGACAGUUCAGAAACACUUGCCAGAAGAUUACACACUUGUCUUUACUUUACAUUGGAUCGACUACUUGACGGAAUACAACAUUGAUUUUCAGUUUGAGGAUACAUAUAUGCAUGCAGCAGAUAAUGGGGUGUAUUGAAACCAACUGGGAUAUGGGAUGAAGUUGAAAUAGCCCUAAGUCUCUGGCAGAUUAUCAUGUCAUUAUCCUGAUGGACAAGUAUUGGGAUCAUAUCAAACCGUAAACAUCGGAAAUAUUACUUUGUGAAUUUAAUCAUAUCAUGCUUAAUAGACUUGAUGCAUAAUUUUUGUAUGAAGCAGUUGCUUUCUGUUUGUGUGUUUUGAUGUAUUUGUCUGUAAACACAAUCAUUGGCUAAUACACACUGUACUUGUUCUGUGGGAAAACAACUUUUUGUUUUGUAGUGCUCAAAGCACAUAGCGCUUCACUUAUUAACUUUGUUGUUUUUACCCAAUACUUUCUAUAUAAUAUUUGUAUACUUUUUACCAAGUAUUGGCAGUGUGUAACUGACGCACUAACACAGUCCAGCACAGCCAAAGAGGGUGGGAGAAAUUCCUUCUCCCAACUUAUUUUAUAUGUUGUGACAUAACUACAUGGGCGUAAACAUGAAUUAUGAACCAUACAAAUAUCAUCACAACAAGUGGUUAAAAUAUUGACAAAAUUGUUAUUGUUCAAAUUAUUGUUUUGGCUGGUGUACUGACAAGGUAAGGAUACUCAGACUAUAUUUUCAAUGUCCGGAUUCAAAUGCAUAACAUUUUUCUUAUUUAUUCCACUUUCAUAAAAGCAUGUCAAAAUAUGCAUGUGCAGUUUUUCAUAUUCCUAAAUGUGUUUGUGUCUCAUUACAGUUUGUUGCAAAAAACAUUCAUUGAACUCAUUCCAUAUGACAUUGUCCAGUUGUGUUGAUUUUGUUGAAGUGCUCUAACUGUUUCCAGUGUUGUCACUGGCACAUCUUCCCAAGGUAAGGGAGUUAACUCAUUAUUAUCAAAGUCUAGUUUCCACCCUUGGUGAACUAGGCUGGAAUUAUGGAGUUAUUUUUUAGCUGGACUAACGAGUCUAUGCAUAGUCAAAUCAAUUUGUAAAU